GCCGCGGCCGCGGGCGGCGCCGCCUCCGGCCCCGGCUCAGCUGCCAAUUCAGACGACGACGAGGCGGACCGCGUGCUGGACGCACUCAUAGAGGGCGACGGCGCGCCGCCGCCCGAGACGCGCGCCCUCAUCACGCCCGUCGACCCCGAGCGCCUGCUGGCCGACCCCCUGCUCGCGCGCCUCACCGCCGACUUCAACGCCUUCACGUACGACUUCUUCGGCGAGCCCGGCGCCGGCGGCGGCGGCGGCGGCGAGCUGCUGGGCGGCGCGCUGGAGGACGGCGGCGGCGGCGGGCUCGAGGAGGGCGAGGACGGCGGCGGCGCGGGGCCCGCGGCGGGGGCGGUGGCGGACCUGUCGGCGAUCGGCGACUUUGAGCCGUUGGACCCUUCGCUGCUGCUGGAGGCGCAGGACGUCGGCGGCGGCGAGGGCGGCGGCGGCGGCGGCGCGGGGCUGUCGACCUGGGGCAGCAUGGACCCCGAGGCGGCCGCGGCGGCCGCGCAGGGCGGCGGCGAGGGCGGCGAGGCGCUGGCGGGCAAGCUGCAGGGCCUGGCGCUCGGCUCGCCCUGGGCGUGA
Monoraphidium neglectum is the source of this 573-nucleotide messenger RNA. RefSeq lists its product as hypothetical. Lineage: Eukaryota; Viridiplantae; Chlorophyta; Chlorophyceae; Sphaeropleales; Selenastraceae. The transcript has a single exon. The annotation marks the transcript as partial. The record is from RefSeq and is a predicted model, not a curated record.